Myodes glareolus (Bank vole) is the source of this 384-nucleotide messenger RNA. The record is from RefSeq and is a predicted model, not a curated record. NCBI's taxonomy places the organism in Eukaryota, Metazoa, Chordata, Mammalia, Rodentia, Cricetidae.
AUGUCCUGCCAGCAGAGCCAGCAGCAGUGCCAGCCCCCUCCCAAGUGUGCCCCCAAGUGCCCUCCCAAGUGCCAGACACCAAAGUGUCCCCCAAAGUGUCCUCCUAAGUGUCCCCCUAAGUGCCCUCCUGUCUCUUCCUGCUGCAGUCUGGGUUCUGGGGGCUGCUGUGGCUCCAGUUCUGGGGGCUGCUGUGGUUCAAGCUCCGGGGGCUGCUGCAGCUCUGGCGGUGGCGGCUGCUGCCUGAGCCACCACAGGCCCCGCAGAUCUCUCCGUCACAGACACCAAAACUCUGGAUGCUGUAGCAGUGGUGGCAGCAGUGGCUGCUGUGGCAGCAGUGGUGGCAGCAGCUGUGGCAGUAGCCAGCAGUCUGGGGGCUGCUGCUAA